ACAGCAGGUCCGCAGGUCACUGAGUCGCACCUGCUCGCUUGCGGUCUGAGUCCCGGUCUAACUUUGAGUCUAAGUCGGAGUCUAAGGCUCACUUUGAGUCCCAGUUUAAGUCUAAGUCGGAGUUGAAGUCUAAGUCUAAGUUUAAGUCCAUGUCUUAUCUAAGUCUGAGUCUUGGUCUGAGUUUAAUUCUAAGUCUAAGUCUAUAUCUUACCUAAGUCUGAAUCUUAGUCUGAGUUUAAUUCUAAGUCUAAGUCUAAGUGUAAGUCUGAGUGUGUGACCAUGAAGAAGAAGCACCACAUCCUUGUUGGCGUCCUGGCCGUGUCCGUUGUGACUCUGAUCCUGGGACUGGGACUGGGACUGGACCUGCAAACUUGUCGAAAGCAAGUGGCGCCGCAGACGUCAUGCCGCGGCCGCUGCUACCAGCCGUAUGACGACGCCACACCCGGCUGCAGAUGUGACAGCGGCUGCGCCGCCGUCGGCAGCUGUUGCCAUGACUACCACGACCUCUGCACGGCUCCCAGUGAACUGUGGGAGUGCACCAGGCUGCGCUGCGGCGAGGCGAGGCUUCCGACCAGCAGGUGUCACUGUUCUGGCGACUGCAUGGCCGCACACGAUUGCUGCACCAAUUACCAGCAUGUUUGCCUGGGACAACCAGAGUGGGUGGAGGACCAGUGUGACGACCUGUCACGGCCCACCUGUCCACCAGGCUUCAAGCAGCAGCCGCUUCUUCUGGUCUCGCUGGACGGCCUGCGAGCGGACUACCUGCAGACCUGGAGCGCCCUCGCCCCCGUGUUGACCAAACUCAGGACGUGUGGGACGUCAACUUCUUUCAUGCAAGCGGCUUUUCCCAGCAAGACCUUUCCUAACCACUACACCAUCGUGACGGGUCUGUACCCCGAGUCCAACGGUUUGAUCGACAACGUCAUGUACGAUCCCGUGAUGGACGCCAUCUUCACUUUGUCCGGUCCGGAGAAGGACAACCCGGACUGGUACUUGGGACAACCGAUUUGGCACACAGCAAAGUUCCAGGGACUGAAGUCUGGAACCUUCUUCUGGCCGGGGUCUGACGUGAAAAUAAACGGCAGCUUCCCGGACCUGUAUCGACCUUAUGACGGGAAGAUCCCCUUUGAGGAACGAGUCCUGACGCUGCUCAAGUGGUUUCAGCUGCCGGAGCAGGAGCGACCCGACUUCUUCACGCUGUACUUGGAAGAGCCCGACAAAUCUGGACACAGCUUUGGUCCUGUCAGCGGAGGAGUGGUGGCGGCCUUGAUGGCGGUGGACAAGGUGGUGGGUCAGCUGAUGAACGGCCUGAAGCAGCUGGGCCUGCAGGGCUGCGUGAACAUCCUGGUCCUGGCCGAUCACGGUAUGGAGGAGACCAGCUGUGACAGGAAGGAGGCGCUGGAGGACCUGCUGGGUGACGUCAGCGCUCUCUGGGUCACAGAAGGUCCCUUUGGGCGAGUCCGCUCCAAGGACAAGGAUGUCGCCUUGGAUGCCGCAGAGCUUGUUGCCAACAUGACGUGCAAAAAGGAUAACCAAAAGAUCCGCCCCUAUUUGAAGUCCCACCUUCCCAAGCGUCUGCACUUUGCCAACAGUCGUCGCAUUGAGGACGUCAACGUUCUUGUGGAGCCAAAAUGGCUGUUUGAGAGGCAGCCAGGAUCACUCAGCUUCUGUUCAGGAGGAGCACACGGUUAUGACAACGAUGCAGCCAGCAUGCAUGCCAUGUUCAUCAGCCAUGGACCAAAGUUCCACUCCCGCCUCCAAGUGGAGCCUUUUUCCAACAUCGAGCUGUACAACCUCAUGUGUGUGAGACAGUGUCAGUGUGAGACUAUGUCAGUGUGA
Nerophis ophidion (straightnose pipefish) is the source of this 1839-nucleotide messenger RNA. RefSeq names its product ectonucleotide pyrophosphatase/phosphodiesterase family member 3. The coding region runs from base 280 to 1839 and encodes 519 amino acids. The record is from RefSeq and is a predicted model, not a curated record. Lineage: Eukaryota; Metazoa; Chordata; Actinopteri; Syngnathiformes; Syngnathidae. The transcript is spliced from 18 exons. Gene Ontology annotation, biological process: immune response; nucleoside triphosphate catabolic process. Gene Ontology annotation, molecular function: polysaccharide binding; nucleoside triphosphate diphosphatase activity; scavenger receptor activity.